ACUAUGAAGACCGCCCACCACAGGCAUCCAACUAGAGACCCCAUAUAGAUUUAAAAAGCGAGACUGAAUCCGUGUGUAUGACAGUCACUGAGUGCAAAGCAUCGGCGCAACAUCUGUCAGCCUGUUUUCCGUCUCUCCAACGCGCGUCUCCACUUCAUACUGAGGAUGCUACAGUUCCCGCAGCUCCGCCAAGGCGGGAUCGCGCUUCUCAUAUGGUUCGCGCACUUCAUGGAACAGCAGAAAGUUCAAGCCGGCAACUGCUGGCUUCAGCAGGGCAAGAACGGAAGAUGCCAGGUUCUGUACAUGUCCGGGAUGAGCAGAGAGGACUGCUGCAGGAGCGGUCGACUGGGGACGUCGUGGACAGAGGAAGAUGUGCCCAACAACACCCUGUUCAGAUGGCUGAUCUUCAAUGGCGGCGCACCCAACUGUAUACCUUGCAAAGAGACUUGCGAUAAUGUGGACUGUGGUCCCGGAAAGAAGUGCAAAAUGAACAAGAGGAAUAAACCGCGGUGUGUGUGCGCCCCAGACUGCUCCAACCUCACCUUGAAGGGGCCGGUGUGUGGCUCGGAUGGGAAAACGUACAGGACCGAAUGUGCCCUCCUCAGGGCCAAGUGCAAGAAACAUCCCGACCUGACCGUACAGUACCAAGGAAAAUGCAAAAAGUCGUGCAAUGACGUCCGCUGUCCUGGAAGUUCGACGUGCGUACUGGACCAGACCAACAACGCCUACUGUGUAACCUGCAACCGGCUUUGCCCCGAAGUGAUCUCGCCCGAGCAGUACCUGUGCGGGAACGAUGGGAUCGUGUACGCCAGUGCCUGCCAUCUCAGGAGAGCCACUUGCAUCCUGGGAAGGUCCAUCGGAGUGGCGUAUGAGGGGAAAUGCAUAGAUGCCAGAUCGUGCGAAGACAUCGAUUGCCGGGAGGGACGAAAGUGCUUGUGGGAGAAGACGACGGGACGAGGACGCUGCUCGGUGUGCGACGAAUCGUGUCCCGAGAGUCGCCCGGGCGACAGCGUUUGCGCCGGCGACAACGUCACUUACCAGAGCGAGUGCGUUAUGAGGCAGGCCGCAUGCUCGUUGGGUCUCGUCCUAGAAGUCAAACACUCGGGCUCGUGCAACUGUAAGUAGGAUGCUUAAUCCGGCCACAAAAUCCACCCUUCCCAACCGUGAUCUCCUUCAUUUCUCCUCUAUCAAAAACCACACUCCCUUCCAUACGAGGCGGCACGUUGUCGGAGAGCUGGUGCUGCAUGUGGCUUUGCAUGGGCUUCCUCGACUGCAACUCAUUCAAGAAGCGUGUUUCAACUCAGUGGCACAGAACGUUUUCUGGAGACUUUCAAAAGCAGAUGUUCAGAGACUCGGUUUUAACUCAGAAUCCCUGGAAGGAUUGCGAUUCAGGAAUGCGAGACGGCUCUGAACGUUCUGCUCUUCCGCAUUGGUAACACUGUCUAUGCAUCAGAGGCGGAAACGUCUAGACUGACGGAAUUGACAAAUCGUGUGGAAAGGGACAUGGGGACAUAAACUCGGUUGUCGUUGUCUGUGCCUCUCAAAUGCUCAGUGAUCAUCGCGUGAUGGAGCUAAAAGACUGAACCUGGUCCCAUCAUAGUGCUGCAAUACAGAGGACAGAAAUGAAAUGCCACUAAUAUUUAAAAUGGGGGCAGACGUGUUCCUGUUGUGAAUUCUUCAUCUUUUUAAUAUAUAAAUAUGUUUCUGUUAAAUAUUUUGAAGUAUUUGAAACAAACGGAAAGUGUGUUGUGUGUUUUAUAUGGUUGGUGAAAGUAUGCCCUCAUAAAGUCUAAUGUAGUGGCAAAUGUAAGAAAUGAAUUUCUGAGACUUUGCAACAUCGUAGCUAACAUGUCAACUUGCCGAGCACUAUCGUCUUUGUGUAAAGGGACUCCAUUUUUUGCAUUUUACGCAUACCAAUGUGAUAAUGACAUGACCUGUGUUUUGUUCUUGUUUUCUAUGUUAAACUAUUUCUAAUACAAAAAUACUAUAAAGCCACUUUUCCAAGAGGAUUUCUUUGUAUGUAAAACGUCUCCAAAGCAGAACUUCAUUCUAACCUUGUACUGUUCGCAGAAGGUCUAGCAAAUCUCAUGCGGAAAAAAUGUGAAUGUUUUUAUGUUUAUUAUAAACAUGUUUAUACGGUAAAAUGAUUAGCUUGACCACGAGCUAAUGCCGUAAACUGGAAACAUCUUUACCCGGCCCGGCUUUGUGUGUGGUAUUGACAAAUCAUUUCGCAUUUCCAAAAGCUCGACACUAUUUUGUUUAUAAGAAGGGAUUAGGUAAUGUUUCUUCGCUCGCUUUUGUUUUGUUUUGUAAAGUAGAAUAGAGGAGAUUGUCUCCGCUAAUAGAAGGCAGAGGUAGGGCACCAUUCCAUAGAGUCCCUUUCUGUCUGUUCAGGCAUAAACACCUCAAAACCCCAUCCCAUCCUCUUAAGAUGUGACCUUGCGUGAAUUGCCAGGCAUCAUGCUUUGUGAUGCUUUGGGAGAAAGCUUUUCAGAGCCACGCAGGAAGACUCUGUGCCUCCAUUUUGUUGUGUUUUACAUUAAUGCAUCAGCCACUGUGUUUCUCUCAAUAGCUCUAUCUCUGAUCGAUGAAUAGGACACGGAGGAAGAUCACAUGGAUUAUAGUCAUCUAUCUCUGUUAUUGACUGGAUAAACCACCGGCAUGAUCUGGACAUGAGUCAUGUUCAUAAUGUACAUUCUUGUACUCUUUAUUUAUUUUCCAUGGCCACAUGGAAGAUGCUUAUUGUUCCUUGAUGUUUAUUUAUGCAAUUUCUCCUUCUUAUUUAUACCUUCAUAGUCUGAAUAAAUGAGUUGUGUCUCGUCUUUUUUCACAUUUUUGAAAGUAUUUAUUUUCACAUGCAAUGUUACUCUGUUAAAUUUUGUGAAAAAAGACUUUUGUCAACUGAAAUAUCUGCAGCAAGGGUGCAUGUUUUAUUUAUUUGUAAUCUAAUGUUCACUAAUAAAUGUAUUUACCACAGCUCUGUUUACAAUCACAUCUGACAUUUGUCAGUAAAUUUGUAUUUUUUUGCAACAUGUAUGUUAUACAAAUGAUGAAUUUUUUUAAAGACUUAAUAUACCCUGAUGCCGGUUUUUUUUUUGGCCUGUGUUUUAUGUAAGCGCUUGACAUUUGAAACUUUUUAUUCAUGUAUUAUGUAGGAUUUCCGAAAUCGAUCUUUGCAUUGUUUAUCUUCCAUAUAUUAUUUGUCUUCAGUUUAGAGAUCCAAUAAAUGUUAUAGUUUUGCAUUUGUA
Molecule: messenger RNA, 3248 nt
Organism: Triplophysa dalaica
Lineage: Eukaryota; Metazoa; Chordata; Actinopteri; Cypriniformes; Nemacheilidae
Gene: fstb
Product: follistatin b
Exons: 5
Coding region: 166-1125 (319 amino acids)
Biological process (GO): cell differentiation; regulation of BMP signaling pathway; multicellular organism development
Molecular function (GO): activin binding; protein binding
Source: RefSeq, a predicted model, not a curated record